Molecule: messenger RNA, 5435 nt
Organism: Chironomus riparius
Lineage: Eukaryota; Metazoa; Arthropoda; Insecta; Diptera; Chironomidae
Source: the annotation of a GenBank genome assembly
UGAAUUGAAAAUUUGUUUUGACUAGGUCCAGGUCUUAUCAUGCAGUCUACUGAUAUCGCGAUAUCAAUACUUAUCAAUUUCAUAUAAUUAACGUGGUGUAGAAAUGUUUGGAUCAGUUUCGUGUUAGCGGUCGGCCUGUAAAGUUCUCUAGUGGAAAUAAUAAAGGGAUCUGUGAUAGUGAACAGGAGUGAUAAGAUAAAUCCUGAUAAAUAAAAGUGGUUCUGCACAUUUUACAUUAAAAAUGUCCAAGACUACGGCAUGGGAUAAGUUCAUGCUUUUAUCAUGGAAGAAUUGGCUGAUACAAUUUAGACAUCCAAUACAAACAGUUUUUGAAGUUCUUAUACCAGUCUGUGUUUGUGCUUUUCUAAUUCUCAUCAGAAGUCUUGUGGAUGUUUCUGAGGAGCUAAAACCAUUGACGUGGCACCCACUUCAACUCGAUCACCAAUUUAGAUUUCCGGGAAUUCUUCUUACGUCUGUAAAUAGAGUUAUUGCAUACUCGCCAAACAGUCCUGUUUUGGAUGUAAUGAUGGAAAACGUUGUGCAAGAAAUAAAUAGUGGUGUCAAUAUAACACAACCGAAAUUCAUUUGGCAAGGUUUUCCAGAUGCAUUAGCUUUAGAAGGGAAUGCCAUUACAGCCAUGCCAUUCGUUAGUAUUGAAUUCGAUCAAAAUUUGAGUGGAGCUACAAUUUUGCCUGACAAUGUGCAUUAUGCAAUGAGAUUUCCUGCUGAAUUAAGGACAGAGAGUGAGUUAUUAGAUAGCAUGUCUGGAUUUACAAACAAUUGGGCAACAAACAUACGCUUUGGACUGGACUUUUUACCUGGACCAAGGAAUCAGAAUGCUGAUGAUGGAGGUGAACCUCCUGGCUACAUUCGGCAAGGAUUCUCAACAAUUCAAAAUCUAAUUGACCGAGAAAUCAUUAAACAAGCAUCAAAUGACCCAGACCUUAAUUUGCCAAUAAUGUAUAUUCAAAGGUUUCCGUUUCCUGAAUAUGUAAAUGAUAUGCUUGGUUUAGUCCUUGAAUUUUCAAUUCCCUUAAUCUUCAUGAUCGCUUUUCUGUAUCCAGCAAUUAACAACAUUAAAUAUGUAGCAAUAGAAAGAGAAUUGCAAUUGAAGGAAUCAAUGAAAAUAAUGGGUUUACCAGGAUACAUGCAUUGGAUCGCAUGGUUCACAAAAUGUAUGGCAUUUCAAAUUGUCAUUAUCUCAAUCGUUACUGGACUUGUCAAAAUUCCAUUUGCAUCGAGUGGAGGAUUGUCUGUGUUUACGCAUACUAAUUGGUCGGUAUUAUGGGUCUUUUUCUUCCUUUAUGCUUUGGCUGGUGUCACUUACAGUUUCAUGUUCUCAACAUUCUUUGCUAAAGCUAAUACAUGCAGUAUUGCUGGUGCAAUAGUUUGGCUGAUUAUGCUUCAACCAUACAGCAUCAUAAAUUUCAAUUAUGAUAGAGUCAACUUGGCUACAAAGCUAGGUGCUUCAUUAUUAGUGAACACAGGAAUGGGAUUCGGAUUUAAAGUGUUGGGAAGAUAUGAAAGUGCACUUGUUGGAGUUCAUUGGGAUAACUUAUUUGAACCUGUAACACCUGAUGAUGACUUAACUCUUGGAUAUGUAAUGCUUGUAUUACUAACUGCCUCAGUUCUUCAAAUGCUGAUUGCACUUUACAUUGAGAAAGUUAAGCCUGGUGAAUUUGGUGUGCCUGAAAAAUGGUACUUCCCGUUAUCACCCAAAUUUUGGUGUAAUGGAAGUUCUAAAGAAGUUUUCGUUUCUGAUGAUGCCGUUAAAGGAAAUCCAAACUAUGAAAGUGAGCCAACUGAUAAGAAUGCUGGAAUAAAAAUCCGUGGAUUGAGAAAAGUUUAUGGAAAGAAAGUUGCAGUAAAUGACUUAAAUCUUAACAUUUUUGAGGAUCAAAUAACAGUUUUAUUGGGUCAUAAUGGAGCUGGAAAAUCAACAACUAUGUCUAUGUUAACUGGUUUAUUUCCACCAACCUCUGGAACUGCAUUUAUUAAUGGCCAUGAUAUCCGAAAUGAUUUAAAUACUAUUCGAAAUUCACUUGGUCUAUGUCCACAACAUAAUGUACUUUUUAACGAAUUGUCAGUAAGAGAGCAUAUUGUAUUUUUCACAAAACUAAAGGGUAUCAAAGGAAGUAAGGAAAUUGAAGUAGAAAUCGAAAAAUAUGUCAACUUAUUAGGACUUGGAGGGAAAAUGAAUGCUCAAAGUAAAACACUAUCUGGUGGUAUGAAGAGAAAAUUAAGCAUUGGAAUUGCAUUGUGUGGUGAUUCAAAAAUUGUCAUGUGUGAUGAGCCAAGUUCUGGAAUGGAUCCAAGUGCUCGUAGGGCUUUAUGGGACAUAUUGAUUCAAGAAAAGAAAGGAAGAACAAUUUUAUUGACAACACAUUUCAUGGACGAAGCAGAUGUCUUGGGAGACAGAAUAGCUAUAAUGGCAGACGGUGACCUUAAAACUGUCGGAUCUUCAUUCUUCCUCAAAAAACGAUUUGGUGUUGGAUAUCGUCUUACUUGUGUGAAAACAUCUACUUGUAAUCCACAACUUGUCACGCAUUUCUUAUCAAAAUACAUUCCAGAAAUUGAAAUUGAAACUAACAUUGGAACCGAGCUAUCAUACGUUGUUAGCGAUAACUACGUAUCAAAGUUUAAAAUUAUUUUCAAGGACUUGGAAGAUAAUCUUGAGAAGUUGAAAAUUGCAAGUUUUGGAUUAUCAUUAACGACACUGGAAGAAGUAUUCUUGAAAGUUGGAAUCGAUUCAACAGCAAUGGAUGUUGAAGAUAGAUACGAAGGGAUAUCAAAUGAGGGCAGUGCUGACUCAAAUACAAAUGGAUCAGAAGAAACAUUAAAAUUAGCGAACUCAAACCUCACAUAUGGAUUUGAACUUUUUAUUAAUCAUAUCUUGGCGAUGACUAUGAAAAAGUUUUUCUAUACGAUAAGAAACUACGUAAUGCUCUUCAUACAAUUUUUCAUACCAAUUUUAUUUUUGGUCAUCACAAUGUUAAUGGAAGAUUUAUUCCAAGGAGCACAAGAUCUUCCUGCCUUGCCUAUAUCCUUCUUAGAAUACAUUCGAACAUUUACUGUUUAUGAGUCGCAACAUGCUGGAGACGGUAUGAUUUCAAAUAUAAUCACAGGCUACAAAAGUUUCUUCCAAAAUCUUCCUGAGAAUCAUCAAUUGAUUGAAGUUGAACCAGGAAUGUCAUUUAGUGACAAAAUUUUAACAGAAUAUCGACAGUCACUAUCAAAUGUUAAUUUGAAUUAUAUGGUUGGUACAACAUUUAACGAAAGUGUCAUUACCGUCUGGUUCAAUAAUCAAGCAUAUCAUACCGUGCCGCUGACAAUUAAUUUAAUCAACAAUGCUAUAUUAAAGUCUGUGUCAAGUAUUCCAAAAUCAAUCAGCGUAACAAACAAACCAUUACCUUUCACACUUGGAACUCGACUCGUUCAACUGCAAGCUGGAAAUAAUCUUGGAUUUAAUAUAGCUUUAAAUACUGGAUUUUCCAUGGCGCUUGUUGCUUCAGUCUUUAUCAUGUUUUAUAUCAAAGAAAGAAUUUCAAAAGCUAAACUGAUUCAGAUUGUAAGCGGUGCUAACAAAUUUCUAUUCUGGAUUGUUUCUUUCGUACUUGAUUAUUUUAUAUUCUUCCUAAUAACUAUGCUGUAUAUUUUGAUAAUGGCUGCUUAUCAAAAAGAUGGAUUGUCUACAUUUGAUGAAUUACUUCGAAAUACUAUUAUAAUCUUAGUUUUUGGAUUAGCUGUACUUCCAUUUACCUAUGUUUUAUCAUUUGCAUUCAAAUUGCCAACAACUGGAUUAGUAACAACAGCUAUCACAUAUAUAGUUUCUGGAACACUCUUUUAUACAGUUUAUUUCGUGCUAAUCAGUGAUCUGCUUGAUCUCAGAUGGGUUGGAGAUCCGUUAGGCUGGACGUUCCUAAUAUUCCCACAUUAUUCUCUAACAAAGGGAAUGUCAAAUUUGAACAUUAUGCAAACAACAAUUUCAACAUGUGAUGCACAAUGUGCUACUAUACAAGGAUGUAGCUAUGAGCUCAUGUGUAAUACUGAUUUGCCAUGUGACAUGAGUCCUUUGCCAAAUCCAUUACCAUUUUUGUGUCAAUUACAAAAGGAUUGUUGCAGUAGGAAUUUCUAUAAUCUUGGUGAUGAUGGAAUUGGAAUCAUGCUUAUAGCAUUAGUCAUUGUUUCCAUUACAUCAUUUAUUGUCUUAUUCAUUAUUGAAUUUAGAGUAAUUCAAACUUUAAUUGUUAUGAUAAGGAAACCAAAGAUUCCUAGAAAUAUACCCGAAUCCGAAGAUGGAUUUGUUGACUCUGAUGUAGCAGUUGAAAAAGAAAAAGUCAAAAGAUAUACAGAAUAUAUUUCAGCCAAGGAUAAUUUAGUAUUGAAAGAUUUUACAAAGUUCUACGGGAACUUCAUGGCUGUAAAUCAACUUUGUAUUGGUGUUGGACGAGGAGAAUGCUUUGGAUUACUCGGAGUCAAUGGAGCUGGAAAAACAUCAGCAUUCAAAAUGCUUGUAGGUGAUGAAAAUAUAUCAGCUGGAGAUGCAUGGAUCGAUGGAAUCAGUAUUAGAAGAUAUCUUAACAAGGUUCACAAAAGAAUUGGCUAUUGUCCACAAUUUGAUGCACUUAUUGAUGACUUGACUGGAAGAGAAACGUUGAAAAUUUUUGCUCUCUUGAGAGGCAUUCCUCGAAAAUAUAUAAACGACGUUGCUGUUCAAUUAGCAGAUGAUUUGAAUUUUAUAAAGCAUUUAGAUAAAAAGACAAAAGAAUAUAGUGGUGGAAAUAAGAGAAAAUUGAGCACAGCUCUUACUCUUAUUGGAGAUCCAUCAGUAAUUUAUCUUGAUGAACCUACCUCAGGAAUGGACGUGGGAGCAAGACGACAACUUUGGAAUAUGGUAAUAAAAUCACGAAACUCAGGAAAAUCAAUAGUGUUAACAAGUCACAGCAUGGAAGAAUGCGAAGUAUUGUGUAAUCGACUAGCUAUUAUGGUCAAUGGAGAAUUCAAAUGCCUUGGAUCAGUUCAGCAUUUAAAGAACAAAUUUUCAAAAGGAUUCUUCCUCUCAAUUAAAGCCGGUUUUGAUAGCAAUGCUGAUGUUCUAAGCAGAAAAUUACUUCUUGUGAAAGAUUUCGUUUCACGAACCUUCUCUGGUGCCGCACUCAAGGAGGAGUAUAUAGACAUCCUAGCUUAUCACAUACCUUCAGCUCAACUAAAAUGGUCCCAUAUAUUUGGUAUAAUGGAGGACGCAAAAGCUAAACUAGGUAUAGCUGAUUAUUCAUUAGGACAAACAUCUCUAGAGCAAGUAUUCUUAUACUUUACAAAAUCCCAAAGAAUAACGGGUCGUGAAAAGUAAAAUUAAGACUUAAUUUAUCAACAAUCAUCCCGAGAUUCUAUUUAAUUUAACAAAACAAGUAACAAUAAAUGAAAAUUUUAAACAA